AUGAUUAACACUGUUGAAUUCGCCAAAGGGUUGCGAAUCUGUUCCCUCCUCCACCACCAUCCCACCCUUUCAACUAUCCGCCACCGCCACCCUCACAUUGUUUCACUCCUCCACCACCAUCACCGCACCACCCUGUGCUUCCACCACCAUACCCAGUUCCAACACCACCCAACUAUCAUAGUGAUUGUGUUUGUAUCCUUUGGAGGCCUUUUGUUCCUUUCAGUGCUGGCUUUUGCUCUGUUUUGCCUGAUCAAGAAGAUGAAAAAGAAGAAACAAGAAACUGAUAUCAUCCAUUUUGAUGAGCACAGGCAUGUCACUGAAGCCAUUGUGCCUGGCCCUUGUGGUGAGCAAGUGGUGGUGCUAUCAGUUGACGAUGAUGUCCACAUUGACGAAGAAAUCAUCAAGAAUGAGGAAUUUGGUCAUGCUUUGCAGGAAAAACAAUCAUCAACUGCCAAUGAAGGCAAUGAUCCUAGAAGCCCUGAUCAUGAUCAUCAGCAGAAAGCUUGAAAAUAAAAGACUUCAUUGAAAGAUUUGUGUUAUUAUUGAUCUUAAUCUUUCACACUUAAAGCUGUUUUUUUUUCUUCUUUCAAUGAUAUCCUCCUUGUUAAAAUUGACGAAUUCUCAACAUGUUGAUGAUGUAUUAUGUAUAAAUUCCUAUGUUGAUAAGACCAUAAACGGUUGCAUUUUAUCACACAUCAACAUUAACAUGCCAAUUUGGGAACUAAGAAUUCAGACAUGCAACUAUAUCACUGAGAUAAAAGAAAUGCUAAAAAUGUGACAAGAACAAGAAUUUGACAACAAUAUUUUUAUUUAUCAGAAACAGAAACUACACAAUGGCAGUAGGAAAAGGCCUAUCAUUCAUUCUCUACUUUCAAAAUCAAACUCCACAAACUCGAUAACUUUUAAAAGGGAUUACAAAAGACGUUUAUUUUUGUUUUUUUCUUUUUCUUU
Messenger RNA from Arachis ipaensis, 951 nucleotides. NCBI's taxonomy places the organism in Eukaryota, Viridiplantae, Streptophyta, Magnoliopsida, Fabales, Fabaceae. The record is from RefSeq and is a predicted model, not a curated record.